Messenger RNA from Mesitornis unicolor (brown roatelo), 1308 nucleotides. RefSeq names its product ataxin 10 (gene ATXN10). The coding region runs from base 1 to 1308 and encodes 435 amino acids. Gene Ontology annotation, cellular component: cytosol. Gene Ontology annotation, biological process: neuron projection development. NCBI's taxonomy places the organism in Eukaryota, Metazoa, Chordata, Aves, Mesitornithiformes, Mesitornithidae. The record is from RefSeq and is a predicted model, not a curated record. The transcript has 10 exons.
AUGGCAGAAGAAAGUGUAUUUCGGAAUCUCCUAGAAGUCCUGGUGAGCGCCUCAAGUGAAAUUGAGCGGGCCUACAAGGACUCCUGUGAACUGGUAGAUCUAGACACCUGCUUGCUGCUCAUAGCGGAGUGUUUCAGAUGUCUGAGGAAUGCCUGUGUUGAGUGUGCCAGGAAUCAACAUAUCAUGAGGAACUUGGGUCUCAUCUCUACAUCUGUCCAUUUGAUCAAAUUGCUUCAUGGAAUACAAAUCCAAGAAGAAUUGUUAUUGUCUGCUCUUCGUUGUAGCCUCCAGUUUCUCGGAAACAUUGCAGCAGGAAAUGUAGAGUCCCAGAAUAGCAUUUGGAAAUGUGCAUUCCCAGAUCUCUUCUUGACGUGCCUAACAUACAGUGAUGAGAAAAUUGUUGCCUAUUGUUGUAUGGUCCUGUUUACUUGCCUUAAUUCAGAGAAAGUGAGAGAACUGCUGGAUCCUGGAAACUUGACUGUGGCUCUCCAUGUCCUGAAAGUCUACAAAGAGCAGUUGGAGUCUGAGUGGUCGUUCUUGAUUGUUACAGACCAUUUGCUGAAAUGUCCAGAGUUGGUAAAAACCCUCUAUGCCAAACUGAGCAAUCAAGAAAGAGUUACUUUGUUAGAGCUGAUGCUGGCGAAAGUAAGUGAGGAUAACCCAGUUACCGGAGAAGAAAUGAAUGUGUUCAUAAGACAUGCUGAAUUCCUUGCAGGCUGUUUCCAAGAGAAGUGUGAAGCUGUGCUCAAGUUAACUUCUGCAGCAGGUGCAGAUGAGGAAGCACUGGUUACAAUUCGUCUUCUUGAUGUUCUUUGUGAAAUGACAUCAAACAGCAAACAGCUGGAACAUCUACAGGUUUUGCCUGGUUUGCUUGAUACAGCCAUAGAUACCCUGAGAUUAACUCAUCAUGCUGGACAACAGGCUGUAAAUAUUUUCACUGCCACACGUGCUAUGACGGGGGAGGAAGAAAUUUCACAUCCAGCUGUGAAUUUUAAAUCUCAUCUCAUUCGUUUGAUUGGAAAUUUGUGUUACAAAAAUAAAGAAAACCAAAACAAGGUUCAUGACUUAGAUGGCAUCUUCUUGAUCCUGGACAACUGCAGAAUUGAUGACAACAAUCCUUUUGUGAACCAGUGGGCAGUAUUUGCUAUCCGAAAUCUCACUGAAGAGAAUGAGAGAAACCAAGAGCUUAUUAUGCAGAUGGAUGACGAGGGGCUGCUAGACAGUUGUGCACUUAAGAGUAUGGGUUUAGAGGUGGAAAAACAAGAUGGCAAGUUAAUUCUGAGAUCUCUCGGGGAAAAAACCUCAUGA